This is a messenger RNA of Rotaria socialis, 2400 nucleotides long. NCBI's taxonomy places the organism in Eukaryota, Metazoa, Rotifera, Eurotatoria, Philodinida, Philodinidae. The record is from the annotation of a GenBank genome assembly.
AUGAAUUUCAAUAGAAAAACAAAUGACCAACAAAAACUCCGCAAUCAACAAAGACGUUCGAUUGCUGAAGGCAUGGCUUGCACAGCACCGACCUGUACUGCUUUUGUCGAAGCCAUUGGUCUCUUGUGUGAGACAGUUUCAGCUAGUGAAGUAACAACAAAAGCAUUAUCGUCAAUAUCAAAUCAAAACAUGGCAGCGGCGACCAGUGGAAAUCGUAAUAAUGAAGCAUUACCGAAUUCUCAAGAAUCAUCCAUGUCCACCCGACGAAGUACGGCCUCGCAUUUAUUUUCUGUUGAUUCAACAUCAUCAUCAAAUUCAAGUAGUAAAAAUCUUUCAGCAAGUUCUUCAGCUCUAUCUCCAUUUGUUGAAAAAAAACAAGCCAUUGCCCGUCGUGGCGCAUUGAGACAGAAAAAUAUUUAUACUGUUAAAUGUCAUCAAUUUAUUCCAAGAUUUUUUAAAACUCCAACAUUUUGUUCACAUUGUCGAGAUUUUAUUUGGGGUUUUGGCAAGCAAGGAUUUCAAUGUCAAGUUUGCUCUCUUGUCGUUCAUAAGCGUUGCCAUGAAUUCAUCAGUUUCAUAUGUCCUGGCAUUGACAAAGGAGCAGAUUCAGAUGCUCCACGAAAUAAUCAUAAAUUUCUUAUUCAUACAUUUACCUCACCGACAUUUUGUGAUCAUUGUGGAUCGCUUCUAUAUGGACUCAUACAUCAAGGUCUUAAGUGCCAAAGCUGUGAUAUGAACGUUCAUAAGAAAUGUCAAACAUUGGUACCAGAUUUAUGCGGCCUUGAUCAUACGGAACGUCGAGGUCGAAUACAUUUACGUAUAACAUUUGAACGCGAAAGUAAAUUAAUUAUUGAAGUUAUCGAAGCAAGAAAUUUAAUACCAAUGGAUCCAAAUGGUUUGAGUGAUCCAUAUGUUAAAAUAAAAUUGAUUCCAACAACAUCAGGCGGAAAUAAAAAGCACCACUUCAGUAAAUGUAAAACAAAAACAGUGCGCGCAACAUUGAAUCCUCAAUGGUUUGAAAAGUUCACAAUUGACUUGACUGAUGAUGAUAAAGAUAAACGAUUAUUAAUUGCUGUUUGGGAUUGGGAUAGAACUUCGAGAAAUGAUUUUAUGGGUUCACUUUCAUUUGGUGUUACUGAAUUAAUGAAAGAAUCAGUUGGCGGUUGGUUUAAAUUAUUAACACAGGAAGAAGGUGAAUUCUAUUCAGUACCAGUACCAAGUGAAGAAGGUUUAAAAAUGCCGAUCAAACCACCAACUAAAUCUAGUAAUGUUAGAGAAGCAAGCUAUCGUUCUGAUACAUCAACUGGUGGAAGUAUUCAUUCGAGCGAUCAAACGGUAAUGCGUUCCAAUUCCCAAACACAAGCAGUUAAAGUCACAGAUUUCAAUUUUAUCAAAGUGCUUGGUAAAGGCUCAUUUGGCAAAGUUGUUCUCGCCGAACGUAAAGGAGCCCCAGACGAAUUGUAUGCAAUAAAAAUUCUUAAAAAAGAUAUUAUCGUACAAGAUGAUGAUGUUGAAUGUGUAAUGAUUGAAAAGCGAGUGUUAAUGUUAAAUGACAAACCAAAGUUUCUUGUACAACUUCAUUCAUGUUUUCAAACAGUGGAUCGAUUAUAUUUUGUUAUGGAAUUUAUUAAUGGAGGUGAUCUUAUGUAUCGUAUUCAACAUGAAGGAAAAUUUAAAGAGCCAGUUGCAUGUUUUUAUUCAGCUGAAAUUGCAGUUGGUCUUCUCUUCCUUCACAAACUGGGCAUAAUCUACAGAGAUCUAAAAUUAGAUAAUAUUCUAUUGGAUAGUGAAGGACAUAUUAAAAUAGCCGAUUUUGGAAUGUGUAAAGAGGGAAUAAUUAAUGAUAGAAAAACAUCAACUUUUUGUGGAACACCAGAUUAUAUUGCUCCAGAAAUCAUUUUAUAUCAAAAAUACGGUAAAAGUGUUGAUUGGUGGGCAUAUGGUGUAUUACUCUUUGAAAUGCUUGCUGGUCAACCACCAUUCGAUGGAGAAGAUGAAGAAGAACUUUUUACUGCUAUCACAGAUCAUAAUGUAUCGUAUCCAAAAUCGAUGUCAUUUGAAGCUGUAUCGAUUUGCAAAGGAUUAAUGGCUAAGAGUCCUCAAAAAAGACUUGGUUGUCAUCCAGUCGAUGGUGAACGUGAAAUAAAAGAUCAUUCGUUUUUUCGACGUAUCGAUUGGCUGAGAAUUGAAGCUCGUGAAUUGCAACCUCCCUUUAAACCGAAAAUUGCAAGCAAUAAUGAUACAUCAAAUUUUGAUGAAGAAUUUACUAGUGAAUCUAUUCAAUUAACGCCUUGCGAUAAACAACUUCUUCUGAAUAUUGAUCAAACUGAAUUCGCGUCAUUUACAUAUAUAAAUAAUGAAUUUGUUAUUGCAUCACCAUUUACAAGCACAAGUGUAUGA